Molecule: messenger RNA, 1200 nt
Organism: Tribolium castaneum (red flour beetle)
Lineage: Eukaryota; Metazoa; Arthropoda; Insecta; Coleoptera; Tenebrionidae
Exons: 5
Coding region: 1-1065 (354 amino acids)
Molecular function (GO): S-methyl-5-thioribose-1-phosphate isomerase activity
Source: RefSeq, a predicted model, not a curated record
AUGAGUCUUAAAGCCAUUAAAUAUGAGAAUAACUCGCUGGAAAUCCUGGACCAGUUGCUACUUCCAGCACAGUCAAAGUAUAUACAGGUUAAGGGGGUGGAGGACGGCUGGAGGGUCAUUAAUAAAAUGCAGGUGAGAGGGGCCCCUGCCAUUGCCAUAGUGGGGUGCUUGAGCCUCGCGGUGGAGCUCCAGAGGGAGAAUUUCGAGACUAAAAGACAACUCCGGCAAGAUAUCGAAGGCAAAUUGAAUUUUUUGGUCUCCUCACGCCCCACUGCCGUUAAUAUGAAAAUAGCAGCUGAGGAACUAAUCGCCCUUAGUAAUAAACUCUCCGAGGAUGAGUCAAUAGAACUAGAGACCAUGAAAUCAAGGUUUCUGCAAACGAUUGAAGCAAUGUUAGAGAAGGACAUCCACGAUAAUAAAUCGAUUGGUGAUUUUGGGGCCCGUGAGAUACUAUCAGGCGUUUCGGGGGAUUCCCUGGUUCGUAUAUUAACCCAUUGUAACACCGGAUCCUUAGCCACUGCCGGUUAUGGGACUGCGUUAGGAGUUAUAAGAAAAUUGCACGAAUUGAAGCGUCUGGAGCACUGUUACUGCACCGAGACGCGCCCCUAUAAUCAGGGGGCGCGCUUAACCGCCUACGAACUCGUACAUGAUAAAAUUCCCGCCACUUUAAUAGUGGACAGUAUGGUGGCUGCCCUGAUGAAGCAUCGGAAUGUUUCGGCUGUGGUCGUGGGAGCCGAUCGGGUGGCGUCGAAUGGCGACACUGCCAACAAAAUCGGGACUUACCAGAUCGCCGUUUUGGCCAAAUUCCACGGAGUUCCGUUUUAUGUAGCGGCCCCUUUUACGUCAAUUGAUAUGAAAAUCGUCAGUGGCGACCAUAUUGUCAUCGAGGAGCGGCCGGAUCACGAAAUGACGCACGUGGGGGAGCACAGGAUUGCAGCCAAAGGAAUAACGUGUUGGAAUCCUGCUUUUGAUGUGACUCCAGCCUCACUUAUUGCCGGGAUUAUCACCGAAAAAGGGGUCUUCCGUCCGCAUGAACUUGUUAAACAGUUUGGGCAAGACACUUGAUGCAACAAUCAAGUGCUUUUUUGUUACAAGUGAUAUGUUGGUAGUAAUGAUUAAAGUGAUAUUUUUAUAUUAUUUCGUGGAAUUAUUGUAGGCAUUUGUGCCAAGCCAAAUUUUUUAAAUAAAAAUUCUAUACUG